AUGGAUGGUAUGAAGGCAAGAUCAAAUGUUGUCGUAAUGGCUGCCACCAAUCGUCCAAAUAGUAUUGAUCCUGCUCUUCGAAGAUUUGGUCGUUUCGAUCGUGAAAUUGAUAUUGGUAUUCCAGACCCUACUGGUCGUUUGGAAAUUUUACGCAUCCAUACAAAGAAUAUGAAAUUAGAUGAGGAUGUAGAUUUGGAACGAAUUGCAUUCGAAACUCAUGGUUAUGUCGGUUCAGAUAUAGCAUCUCUUUGUUCUGAAGCUGCAAUGCAACAAAUCCGUGAAAAGAUGGACUUAAUUGAUUUGGAAGAUGAAACAAUUGACGCUGAAGUCUUGGAUUCAUUGGCUGUCACAAUGGACAAUUUCAGAUAUGCUUUGGGUGUAUCCAAUCCAUCUGCUCUACGAGAAACAGCUGUAGAGGUCCCAACAGUCACAUGGAAGGACAUUGGUGGACUCGAAAAAGUCAAACUGGAACUUCAAGAAACUGUACAAUAUCCUGUAGAGCACCCUGAAAAAUUCGUCAAAUUUGGCAUGUCUCCUUCAAAAGGUGUAUUAUUCUAUGGUCCCCCAGGAUGUGGUAAGACAUUAUUAGCUAAGGCCAUUGCCAAUGAGUGUCAAGCCAAUUUCAUUAGCAUUAAGUUAUUGACUAUGUGGUUUGGUGAAUCUGAGGCGAAUGUUCGAGAUGUCUUUGAUAAAGCACGUGCUGCUGCUCCAUGUGUAAUGUUCUUUGAUGAAUUGGAUUCUAUCGCAAAAGCUCGUGGAGCCAGUUUAGGUGACGGUGGUGGUGCUGGUGACCGUGUUCUUAAUCAAAUUCUUACUGAGAUGGACGGUAUGAACGCUAAAAAGAAUGUAUUUAUUAUCGGUGCCACAAAUCGUCCAGAUCAAAUUGAUCCGGCUCUGCUUCGUCCUGGUCGUCUUGACCAAUUGAUUUAUAUUCCUCUACCCGAUGAGUCAUCAAGGUUAUCGAUUUUGAAAGCUACAUUGCGAAAAUCACCUGUAGCUGAAAAGGUUAAAGAACGUUUGGAUUAUUUAGCCAAGAAAACAGAAGGAUUCUCUGGUGCAGAUUUGACAGAAAUUUGUCAACGUGCGUGUAAAUUGGCGAUCAGAGAAAGUAUUGAAAAAGAAAUAAAACGUGAACAAGAGCUCCCUGAAAUUACAAUGGUUCACUUCGAAGAAGCUAUGAAAUUUGCUCGUCGUUCAGUUUCUGAUAGUGACAUUCGCAGAUAUGAAAUAUUUGCCCAAAACCUUCAACAAUCUCGUGGCUUUGGACUGAACUUUAAGUUCCCUGAAGAUUCUAGCGAAGGACCUUCCACAGACGCACAAAAUGGCGGCAACGCUAUGGAUGUUACUAGUACUACAUUCGGUCGGGAUGCUGAUGGAGAUGACGAUUUAUAUGCUUAA
Racocetra persica is the source of this 1398-nucleotide messenger RNA. The record is from the annotation of a GenBank genome assembly. NCBI's taxonomy places the organism in Eukaryota, Fungi, Glomeromycota, Glomeromycetes, Diversisporales, Gigasporaceae.